ACGAAAAAAAUAAGUUUAUUUGGUUAUUUCACCGGAAAUGAGAAAAAUCAAGCUGACGCGUUAUCUCUCAUUAACGAUUGUGAUACUGAUGAAGAAAAACGUAAUUAUUUGAGGUCUCUAAUCUCUCCACCUGAUCAACUCGUUGCUGAAUAUUAUGGUGAGAAGCUCCGCCGCCAACAAGACCUCGAGAUUCGAAACAAACUAUCCAAGCGUCGUCGUCUCGUUCCAAGUACCAAGCCUAUCAGUAGCAGUUUCGCAGACAUUCCAGAUGAAGGUCAACUUUUGCAACUCAAUGCUAGUGUUCUACCAGAAUGGAGGGACCUCGAAUUACAUGAAUCUGUGUUAUUUCCGAAAUCUCAUAUAAUCUUCCGUAAAGAAAUGAGGGAUAUUGUGUGUCAACUGAAAAAUGGCCCCUGUAACUAUAACCUGGAAGUUCCAACCUCAUUCACCAAAGUUCUGCAAGGACCUGGUGGUUCAGGAAAGACUACUACACUUACUGUUGCAGGCUAUUUUGCAAAAAAAAGUGGAUGCAUUGUACUCCCAAUACAAGGAAAUUAUUUCACAGAUGGCACAAAAUGGUUAAAUCACAUAGUGCAAGGAUUUCUGAUCCAAUGGCUAGGUGCUGUAGGCAAGGAUGCCUUACAAAAGAUUCCUUGCCGAGUUACUGACUACGAAAACCUCUAUGAACUUGCAAUAAUUGGAGCCACUAAUUCAGUUGUGUCAAUUGAGGUUUUUGAAUGCUUUAUACAGGAAUUGCAGUCUGUGAAUGAUGUUCCUGUCAUCUUUUUGAUUGACCAAUGCAAUGCACUGUUAUUGCCUCAUCUAUGUCGAUUGAAAGAGGAAGAUGAGCCAAUUCAGAUAAGACCAGAACAUAAUCGCAUCUGCAACAUUUUCAAAAACUGGAAUACAUUCCAAGUUCAAUGUGGUGCUGCACUGUUUGCUUUCUCUUCAACCUUCCAUUCUAGUCAGACAGUAGAUGAUGGCAACCUUAUGCUUAUCA
Molecule: messenger RNA, 1000 nt
Organism: Paraglomus brasilianum
Lineage: Eukaryota; Fungi; Glomeromycota; Glomeromycetes; Paraglomerales; Paraglomeraceae
Source: the annotation of a GenBank genome assembly